Molecule: messenger RNA, 1005 nt
Organism: Exophiala xenobiotica
Lineage: Eukaryota; Fungi; Ascomycota; Eurotiomycetes; Chaetothyriales; Herpotrichiellaceae
Exons: 2
Coding region: 1-1005 (334 amino acids)
Cellular component (GO): SBF transcription complex; MBF transcription complex
Molecular function (GO): transcription regulator activity; DNA binding
Source: RefSeq, a predicted model, not a curated record
AUGCCUCCAUACCGUGCUAUAAAGGAGGAUUGGUCCGACUAUGAUGACGAGAGCGAUUUGGAAAUCUACGAACCAGAACAGGAGCGGGUGCCAGGCUCUUCAGCUCAAAAUCAUGUGGACGACAGAUCGGAUGACCAUCGAUCGGAUCACGAUGUCGAAGGCAAGGUGCAGGAACCGAUACACGAAUCCCUCGAGCAAGCCUCCAGCGACGAAUCGAUCGAUUCUACCGGUAUGAGGUCCUGGAGUGGAGGGCGAGAUGUUUGUUUCGAACAAGGGCCUGCCAAAGAUGAAGAUCAUAGGUCGCAACACAGUCUACAAAGGAAGUGUCAGGACGGACUGCCUGCGAAAACAGAGGAAUGGAUAGAAUUGAGUGGCAGUGAUGAGGAGGCGCCAGAUGUACAGGAUAUGGCCCAGAAAUCCGUUUCUUGGGUGGAAGCUGCAAAGUUGCAGACUGAUGUCGGGAAAGUCUACUCGAUCAUCCGCCGGGAUGUGCCUGUUCUUGAGAUGCGAGUCCGUGGGAGGAAAGUGAUGCGUCGUCAAAUAGAUUCGUGGCUCAACGCGGGACAAAUUCUUCGGGUAGCUGAACUUACAGAUGGUGACAGAAACAAAGCCAUCCGCACUUUAAGAGCAGCGAUGCCCGGCGGAUUUGAAACGGUGAACGGUGGUGACUGGCUAUAUCAAGGUACUUGGGUUCCCUAUGAGAGCGGAAGAGAGCUGGCCAGACAAUUUGGUGUCGAGCAGAUUCUUCUACCGCUGUUGGAAUGCGAAUACAGCUCAGGUGCAGUACGGGGAACAGGCCAACGUGUGAAAAGUUCAGCCAACAGUGGAAAGGACUCUGUUCGGAAACAAAGGAUGCGAAAGAUCUAUUCGACGGGCAGACAACAGAAGAUGAGAAAGAGCAAGUCCCAAACCUUCCUGUUGCAAAGGCUAGUCAACAUGAGUGGCCCAGCAGCAGCGACAGUGAAGACGAGAUUCCUGCCGUCCGUCCUGUUCGCGUGCACUUAA